GGUGCGCGGGGAGGGGUCUGCGGGCAGGGGCUCCCGGGCCCGCAGUCGCUCCCCGAGGCGCGGCAGGAGGGCGGAGGCGCGGGCGGGGACCCUCGGGCAGCUCCCGCCCCCGCCCCCGCCCCCUCCUCCUCUCCCUCCGCCGCCGCCGCCGAGCGUAGCCGCCGGAAAGUUUGCUCGCGGCUGGCGCGGGGCGUGGGCGCGGAGCCGGCGCCGACCCUGAUCUGGCAGCGCCGUGGAGACGAGCGGCGGCCAGCCCCUGACCCCUGCACGCGGAGGACUGCGGGGAUCGCGGAGCUGCCGGAGCGGCGCGCGACCCUGCUGCUCUGAUACUCAGCGCACCCCAGAGGAGAGUGCACCCACGAGGACCUCUUUGCCCCAGCUGUGCAACCCCAGCCAGAUGUGGGGGGCAGCUGCCCAGAGGCAUGCCCCCCAUCCUGCCACGCUGCCCCCACCUCCUCCUGCUUCUGCUGCUGGCCUGCCAGCCGCAGGCCCCCUCCGCUCAGGUGAUGGACUUCCUGUUUGAGAAGUGGAAGCUCUAUGGCGACCAGUGUCUCCACAACCUGAGCCUUCUGCCCCCCCCAACUGAGCUGGUCUGUAAUAGAACCUUUGACAAAUAUUCCUGCUGGCCGGACACCCCUCCCAACACCACAGCCAACAUCUCCUGCCCCUGGUACCUGCCCUGGCACCACAAAGUGCAGCACCGCCUCGUCUUCAAGAGAUGUGGGCCUGAUGGGCAGUGGGUACGUGGGCCGCGGGGGCAGCCAUGGCGAAAUGCUUCCCAGUGCCAGAUGGACGACAAGGAGCUUGAGGUCCAGAAGGAGGUGGCCAAGAUGUACAGCAGCUUCCAGGUGAUGUACACCGUGGGCUACUCCCUGUCCCUGGGGGCCCUGCUCCUGGCCCUGGCCAUCCUGCUAGGCCUCAGCAAGCUGCACUGCACCCGAAACUACAUCCACGUGAACCUGUUCGCGUCCUUUGUGCUCAAGGCCAGCUCUGUGCUGGUCAUCGACACGCUGCUCAAGACCCGCUACAGCCAGAGGAUUGGGGACGACCUCAGCGUGAGCAUCUGGCUGAGUGACGGGGCAGUGGCCGGCUGCCGGGUGGCCGCGGUGUUCAUGCAGUACGGCGUCGUGGCCAACUACUGCUGGCUGCUGGUGGAGGGCGUGUACUUGCACAGCCUGCUGGGCUUCGCCACCAUCCCUGAAAGGAGCUGCUUUCCCCUCUACCUGGGCAUCGGCUGGGGUGCCCCCAUGCUGUUCGUCACCCCCUGGGUGGUGGUCAAGUGUCUGUUUGAGAACAUCCAGUGCUGGACCAGCAAUGACAACAUGGGCUUCUGGUGGAUCCUGCGCUUCCCCGUCUUCCUGGCCAUCCUGAUCAACUUCUUCAUCUUCAUCCGCAUCCUUCACCUCCUGGUGGCCAAGCUGCGAGCCCACCAGAUGCGCUAUACUGACUACAAAUUCCGGCUGGCCAAGUCCACGCUGACCCUCAUCCCCCUGUUGGGGGUCCACGAGGUGGUGUUUGCCUUUGUGACCGACGAGCAUGCCCAGGGCACCCUGCGCUCCGCCAAGCUCUUCUUCGACCUCUUCCUCAGCUCCUUCCAGGGCCUGCUGGUGGCUGUUCUCUACUGUUUCCUCAACAAAGAGGUGCAGUCGGAGUUGCUGCGGCGCUGGCACCGCUGGCGCGAGGGCAAAGCACUGCAGGAGGAGCGCCAUGUCAGCAGCCACACGGCCAGGCCCACUGGUGGCCCCCCCAGUGAGAAGCUGCUGCUCUCGAGGGGCGGUGGCAGCAACAGGACUAGCCAGGACCCCUCUGCGGAGACCCACUUGGCUGGCGGCCUCCCUGGAUUGGCUGAGAACCCCUUCUGAAGCCCCCUGGAACUCCAGCUGUGGCUGGACUCGGGUGCCCAGAGAGGGCAUCACUGGACAAUCCAGAACCGAUGCCCAAUGGAGGCGAGAGCGUGGGAGCCAGACAGCGCCCCGCUGUCCACAUGUUCCCCAGUGUGGUGGUCUGAGGGGCACCUGCUCUGUGCCGAGGGGUGGGGGAGGGGGUGUGGCGGGGAAGCUGUUCUGUGAAUGCAUGCCCGUGUGUCCCCGUGUGUGUCAGUGUGUCUGAGUUAGAGAAAACAUGUGUCCUCUAACAAUAAAGAGCUCUGUGCUCACCCUGGGUGGAGAGCUGGGCUGGAGGAGAGGGGCCGGCUGGGCCCAGGCCCUCCCCGUGAGAAGGGAGCAGCCAUGGACGGCCCGUGCUGGCUUGCUCCUUCUAGACUUCUCCUUGUUGCCCCAUCAUACAGGUGAAUUGGAGCUGGAACCCCUGAGGGUGUGAGUGGUGGCUGGUGGUGCCCCACCAGCACGUGCUGUCCCCAGCCCAGUUCAGGUGGGCUCACCCCCACCCCGGGCCAGAGUGGACGGGCCCCACUCAGUCUUGGCCCCUCAACCCCCGGAGUGUCACCAUUCGCCCGCAGAGGGGCAUGAAGGGCGUCAAUGGCCGAGGGAAGCCACCGACAUCACAGUCCUUCUACCAACCCCACGUGAACACCCUUGGCUCCCUGCUAGAGCCGAAGCCGGGGCUGGACUCAGGCCCAGCAAGGGCAUCACUGGAUAAUCCAGAACUAGAUAAUCCAGAACUGGAUGUCCUCUACUGGCCUCUGCUUCAUCCCAACUCUGCCACCCCAGCAAUCCGCAGCCCAUGUAGCCGACUGAAACGGGGAGAGAUGGACCCCCAAAAUCGAGACCGUCCAAGUGCAGGCACAGCACAGUUUUCCAAAGACUGCGGCACAGCCCAACACAGCCACUUCACAGAGAAUCACUGCAGUCCUUGCUGCUCCAGGCGCAUGCGGAAGGGCAGCUGUGCGCGAGGGUGCUGCCCAUUGCCUGGCGGGUGGGCACCCUGCUUGGCAGUCAACGAGGGCUGGCACUCACGCAGGAAGAGCCAAGUGGUGCGCCCUGAGUCCAAGCUGCCCCCUGGGGCGCGGUGCAUCUGAUGCAGAGGGUGGAGGCAAGUGCAGGAGCAGCGUGGGGACUGUAGUCACCCCUCAAGAGCGCCCCUUGUGUCCGGUGCCAUGAUGCCUGGUGGGGGGUGUGCGUGGAGGUGGGGAGGAGCAGGGGCGCUGUCAAAAGAGGAAGGGGCCACAGAAGCCAAGAGCACAAGCCAAAUGGGCCAGCCAGGUGGCCCUGCUCCUAGAAGCUGGUGGGGGGUGACUGCUGGGACCUGGGGGAGGGGGUGUCCACAGUCCCUGCCCGGCCACGUGGGCUGGAGCUGCUCAGGCAGAGCUGAGCUAAUUGCAGCAAAUGAAAGGACAGGAGGCCUCUCAGGAAAGGUAAAUAGAAUUACUCACCUGCCAGGCACUGGGGCCCUCCUGAGGGGGCCCUCACCUCGUGCCACCGGAUAUGGCAGGGAGGGAGGGGCAGGAGGUGAGUUAAGGUAGAUUGGGCUCUCCUGCGGCCCAGGUGGGAAGCGAUGUUACUAUGAUCGGUGGGGACUGCAGGGCAGGGAGGCAGUGUGGCUGGCUGCACCUUUGGGGACCUGAGACCCCUGACCUUGAGGCUUCAGGUCACCUCUCAUCCCAGGCCCCCCAGGCUCCCCAGGCCCUAGUGCUCCUUUGAGCCCCUGCCCACAGGGGCACCCCUGCCAGCCCUCCAUGCCCAGAAGCCUAGCACAGGGAGGGCACAAGUUCUCCUUCACGCCAGCUGAGCUUAGGGUUGGUGACUGCCCUGCGGGUGUGCCGCUCACCUAGGGGCCUCCUGACAGCCCUCCCCAUCCUGACUCCCUCUGCCCUUGUCCUCCUUCACCCUGUCCCUGUCCCCAAGGGAACUGGAGCAGGCCGGUGGAGUCAGGAGUGGAGGUGGAGGCCUGGAAGGGGCUGGGCUCAUCCAGCCAAUAAACAUUGGCUCUGACCAGGCCGUCCUGCAGGUGGGAUGGUGGGGGAACCUGACUUUCUAACACAGGGCCCAGCACCCACACAGCAUCACCCUCCAUUCAGGAAGACGAACACUCCAGGCCCUCUGCCCCUUCGCCAUCUCUACUUCCCUUCCCACCUCCUCCCCAGUCCAAAUCUCAGGCCCUUCCCCUAAAAGAAUGCAUGGGAACCACCCAGCACGUACGCGCGCGUGUGUGUGUGUGUGUGUGUCUCUCCACAUGCAUGCUACUAAAAUGAGUGUGGAGACCAAGAAAGAGGAAAACAUGGACUACAAUAAACACUGAUCAAACCUAGGAGAGUUGAGGGGCAUCCCCAGGAUGGCAGCUGUGUGCCAGGCAGAGUGGGUCACUGGGGGGAGGGAGCCUCAAGCAGGGCAAAAGUACAGGAGAGACACCCUCAAGGGGAUCAAAGUGACUGAACACAUAGAGAGGAGAUUUAGAUGACCUGGUGGAGAGUUCAGGACUUAGUGUUAGUACAUAGAAAACUGAGCAAAUGAAAAAAGAAGGCAAUUAAUAACUUCAAGGAAAACAAAAAGUUGGGCAGAAAAAAAGAUCACAAUUUACCACAAGGCUCAUCUCUAAAUACACAGACAUCAUCAUGUAAAUACUCAACACUGAUGUAACCAAAGUUAUGAGAGAAAAAAAAGAUCUAGGGAGGAUAGUGGAUGGUAAGAGCACGUGUGUAAUGGGAGUGGGGGACAGAAUGAAAUGGGAAAACCAGUAAGUAACAGUUCAUGUACGCUAUUUAGAAAUAGAAAUACAAACCAAAGAAUCAGCAGAAAAGUUGAAAAUGGUUGCCUCUAGGUGAGAGGGUGGGAGGAGAAGUCUGAGGGCUGCAACUAGCCGAACUCUGACUGCCUCGGCCUCCUCCUGGACACUAUGGCAGCCUUCAGCCCCAGGUCCUCCCCCACCUGCCCUUUCUCUGACCUUGCUCUCAGUCCCUGGUCCUGCUUCCUCCUCCUCUCCCUGAGUGCAGUGCCCAGGGAUCAGGUCCCACCCUCCUCCCUUCUUUAUCAACCUUAAAAAAAAACACCAAUAUUCAAAUUACUCCCAAACUAUAUCUCCAACCUCUGUGGCCCUCCCAAAUCCACUCUAGACUCAGCUUCCCUCUUGGCACCUCCACUCAGACAUCCAAUGGCAACUUAAAUUCCACAGUCCAUAACGAGCUCCUUACCUGCCCCCUCACCCAGCUUCUUCCUCCCACGAUUCACUUGAGGUAGCCCUCCUGACAGGUCUCCCCGCUUCUACCCUGAACCCUGCAGCCUAUUCUCAACACAGCAAUCAGAGCGAUCCCUUUACAUCCAAAGUUUUCUCCAAUGAAUCCCAUCAAGCAUCCAUAUCUCACCUCAGUUUACAGAAAUGCAGGGGACAAAGGAGUCUGUUAAUGCUACAAAGAUGCAACCAGUGAAAACCAGAGUUUGGGAAACUCCAACAUCAAGUAUCCAGCGGGUCUUCACUCAUAAAUGGAGGGGAAAUGUGGGAGGAGGUACUGUGACUAAGAAAGACUUAAGGGACGCAUCAAGCAGAUUCAGCCGAUGCACUUGGCCUUUCUAUUCUGACUCUAUAACCCAUGUGGAAUAUAUUAUUUUAGACACUAGGGGACUAUGGACUGGGUGUUAGAUGACAUUAGGGAAUUGUUGUUCAUGCUCAAUAUACAUGAACAUGCUCAGGGUACAUGCUCAGGAAGUACUUACUAAAUUCAGAUUUUGAUAACAGUAAAAGCUUAAAAAUCAGAUUAAGACCAGUCUCCUACAAGAGGUCACCAUUUCCUCAUAUGUAAGAUCAGGGUAAUAAAAUCUACCCCCCGCCCCCCCGAGUUGUCAGCACUGAAUGAAAGCAGACAGUGAUAUGAGCGCCACCAAGGGUAGAACAUCAUGGAGGACUGGGCACUCCUGUUCCACCAGGACGCUCCCCUCGUCUCCUCUACCCUCACUGUCUGAGGGGGAGAGAGGUGUCUCCAGCCACUCAUGGUCAGCCAGGCAGCCCACUGUGCUGGUGAGGGUUCCGCCUCCAGUGCCCCCAUCCGAGUUCCUCACCCCCCACCCCAGCACAGCCUGUUAACCACAUUCCCACCUCCAAGGUGUUCUCGGCCAAGACUCCAGGUCCAGGGCCUCUAUUUCAGAAAAUCUAAGUUGGCGGGGAAAGCGGGAAUGAAAAGGCCUUGCGGGGUGUCCCAUGGGCCCACCCACACAGGGGCAAGGAACCACUGCUAGCGGGAGGGUGGCUCUGGGCAGGGGAGACCCAGAUGCUGGGGCCCAUUGUGGCCCCAUUCCCACCUUCCAGCCCCACAGGAGGGAGGAAUGACCUAGAGAGGGCUAGGAGCAAAGUCAAGUCAAUUUUUAACCAACGCAGCAAGAUAUUAGACACUCCCCGGUGUGCUGCCAGGGGGCUCCAGCACCCCUUCGGAGAGAGGCCUUUGAACCACCACAGCCCA
Messenger RNA from Eubalaena glacialis (North Atlantic right whale), 6346 nucleotides. It is a transcript of the gene GCGR, whose product is annotated as glucagon receptor. Gene Ontology annotation, molecular function: peptide hormone binding; glucagon receptor activity. Gene Ontology annotation, biological process: cell surface receptor signaling pathway; adenylate cyclase-activating G protein-coupled receptor signaling pathway. The record is from RefSeq and is a predicted model, not a curated record. Lineage: Eukaryota; Metazoa; Chordata; Mammalia; Artiodactyla; Balaenidae. Gene Ontology annotation, cellular component: plasma membrane. The transcript is spliced from 14 exons. The coding region runs from base 423 to 1862 and encodes 479 amino acids.